Messenger RNA from Amoebophrya sp. A25, 844 nucleotides. NCBI's taxonomy places the organism in Eukaryota, Dinophyceae, Syndiniales, Amoebophryaceae. The record is from the annotation of a GenBank genome assembly.
CCACGAUCAUCUGGCCACUACGAGGAUGGUCCUUCUUCCAGUAAUGGCUAUGAGAGAAGAGGAGGAGGCGACGGCUUCAUACUAUUAAGGAUAGAAGGGAGUUUUUACUAAAGCUGUAAGUGUACUAACGCCUCGAGUAGACUAGGUACAACCAUCAUCAUCAAGGCUACAAUAAAGAUAUAUGGAUUCGUGGUAGAAGUUCUAAUAUUGGAUCACUCUGUUCGAGGAGAAAGAGGACCGCCGGCUGGAGACAAUUACCAUAGAGGGAACGGCCGCUCUGCGUAUCCGGAUGAAAGAUAUGGGCAACAUUUAGUGUCCAUCUUUCUCGGCAUCUUGAUCCCCUUUGGCCUUGUAUUCUCAUGAAACACAAGGGGAAAGGGGUCGGGAUGAGGGGACCAAGAUGGAUUGCCGCCGAGUCUAAGAAAGAGUCGAACACUACUCGAUUGUAGUGCCGCCACCCGGAGAAUUUCGACGCCAAUACGCGAAUGACCGGGACGCAGAAGAGCAUUUGCGGGAGGAGUACACCAGACGGCGGGAAAUGGCUGUCUUCUAUUAUUAAGGCGUCUGUAAUUGAUGGGCCACAUCAACCUUGGAGAUACGACCAUAGGUUAAGUACUUGUAGAAGUAAUUUCUCUGUCCUAGUACCCUAUCAUGGGUUACCGAGUUGUAGCUUCUCUGUACUCUAAGAUCCCACCCUACGCAAUGCCAAAAAGCUCAGUCGGCAGAAUGGCCACUCCUUAGAAUACAACUGGAGAGUGCUAGAGGCUCAACGGGCAACGAGCAAAGGUGGUGGUGGAAAAGGAUCGAGAUUCUAGAGGAGUCGAUGUAUUGGAGAAUUCUAGAG